Molecule: messenger RNA, 3036 nt
Organism: Suricata suricatta (meerkat)
Lineage: Eukaryota; Metazoa; Chordata; Mammalia; Carnivora; Herpestidae
Gene: ABRAXAS2
Product: abraxas 2, BRISC complex subunit
Exons: 9
Coding region: 15-1343 (442 amino acids)
Biological process (GO): mitotic spindle assembly; attachment of spindle microtubules to kinetochore; protein K63-linked deubiquitination
Cellular component (GO): nucleus
Molecular function (GO): microtubule binding; polyubiquitin modification-dependent protein binding
Source: RefSeq, a predicted model, not a curated record
UGGAGAUUUCCAUCAUGGCGGCUUCCAUUUCGGGCUACACCUUCAGCGCUGUGUGUUUCCACAGCGCCAACAGCAACGCCGACCACGAAGGAUUUCUGCUGGGAGAGGUAAGACAAGAGGAAACAUUUAGCAUCAGUGACUCACAAAUCAGCAACACAGAAUUUCUGCAAGUAAUCGAAAUCCAUAACCAUCAGCCUUGUUCAAAACUUUUUAGUUUUUAUGACUAUGCAAGCAAAGUUAACGAAGAGAGUUUGGACAGGAUUCUUAAGGAUCGGAGAAAGAAGGUGAUUGGGUGGUACCGGUUCCGGCGGAACACGCAGCAGCAGAUGUCCUACCGAGAGCAGGUGCUCCACAAGCAGCUCACCCGCAUCCUCGGCGUGCCCGACCUCGUCUUCCUUCUCUUCAGCUUCAUCUCCACCGCCAACAACUCCACGCAUGCUUUAGAAUACGUCCUCUUUAGACCAAAUCGCAGGUAUAAUCAGAGGAUAUCCCUUGCUAUCCCCAAUCUAGGCAACACUAGCCAGCAAGAGUACAAAGUGUCCUCAGUGCCAAAUACGUCUCAGAGUUAUGCCAAAGUAAUCAAAGAGCAUGGUACUGACUUCUUUGACAAGGAUGGAGUCAUGAAAGACAUCAGGGCGAUUUAUCAGGUGUAUAACGCACUUCAGGAGAAAGUGCAGGCGGUGUGUGCCGAUGUGGAGAAGAGCGAGCGCGUCGUUGCGUCCUGCCAGGCAGAGGUGAGCAAGUUGAGAAGACAAAUCGCCCAGAGGAAACACGAAAAGGAGCAAGAAAGAACCAUCCUCCAGGACGGGCAGACCGCCCGCGGGCACUGCAGAACGUCGGGAAGGUGUCACAGCUCUCUUUGUUUUGGUCCAGGACUGCAGCAGGCGAUGGCCAGCAGGCAGGCGGCAGCCGAAAGCCCGGGGCCGGCCUUCAGCCCCCGGAUGCUCCUCCCGGGGCUCGCAGCCCAAGGCGGAGGCACACUUGUGGACGCGGACGCCUCCGAUCCUCCUCCCCCUUAUUCCGAUUUUCACCCAAACAAUCAAGAAAGUACUUUGAGCCAUCCUCGCAUGGAAACCAGUGUCUUGCUGCCCCGGCCGCAGGCCGUGGGCUCCUCGAGUUACGCCGCCCGCGGCGCCGGACUGCCUUGUCCCGGGAGGGACACAGACCUUCCUCCUGCCCGAAGAGCGGCUGCAGACAGUGCCGAGGAGUCCGAUGACAGUGAUUAUGAGAACCUGAUUGACCCCACAGAGCCCUCCGACAGCGAAUGCUCACAUUCAAGGGACUCUCGGGCCCUGACGCAUCCGGACGGGGGCUCCAGGAGCACUCAGACCUCCCAGAUUUAGCUCAGCAAGGACACUCUCCCCUGAGCGUGGUCCUUCUCCACUGCUUAUUGAGAGAGGCUUCUGAGGACUCGCUCUGGGGGUGGAGGGAGAACUGCGUUCUCGGAACCCCGGGCGCCCGCCAGGAGGGUCCCCGGGCGCGGGACUGGCAGGGGCCUCACGUCCGCCGGCUCCGCCUGCAGGUGCCGUGUGCGGGUUCAUGGCCGAGUCACUAAGAUAAUCAGCUUGUCCUAAUUCUGGUGCGAUUCGUGGACGUACUGGUAAAUUUAGGCGGAGGGAAACUUAUCAGCAUAGUUUCUGUUCUUUAAAACAAAUUGGAAAAAUUAGAGACUGAGCACAAUUCGUCUAUAAAUGUUCUAUAAAUCAAAAACUUACCUCUUGCACUAUCAUGCCUUGAAAUUUACUUUUUCAAAGGGAAGUGAGUUUAGCAGCAGCCUUCAAAGAACCUUCUUUCUAUGAUGAGCCAAAUUCAUCUUUGCCAGAAAGAAAUUUUGAUAAUUCCGAGACGCCUGAUUGGAACAAAUCGGAUGGACCUUCUCUUGUCUGCAUGACUUUGUGAGAUCAAAAGAGAGGGCUUUGUUUCAACUCUUUUCUACUCGCCUGAUAUCUGUUGUCACUUAAAAUGGUUGCCUUUAAAAAAAAAAAUGUAGAGAUACUAAUUACCAGUAAGUAAUCAUCCAAAUAAGUAUGUCAUAAAAUAAAUUACUUAUUUUUCUUUCGGGGUAUGACAGUGACUGCUUUGUUGCACUAGCCACAUUUAUGGUCUCUGUUCUGGAGUCUUCCACCUGAAGGUCACACCGCAGCGAUUAACAGAAGGGAGCUAACGCUGCAGCCCUGCGUUUCACGAUGAGCAGGCUCCGGACGCUGUGCGGUUCGCCGAGUCCAUACGUGAGGGACAUGGCCCAUUUGGCAAUUCUGACAAAUCCUAGUGUUAGUUUUAUUUGUGGAGGAAAGACAUUUGACAAACCAUUUGGGAAUCUUGGUGAAUAAAGAUUCAUUUUAAAUCUGAAUAACCAUACUUACUUUUUUUUUUUUUAAUUGCUCCUUGGAGGAUAGUUGUGGAAUGUGUAGAGACUUUCUGUUGGGAUGCACUUACCUUUUUAUUUAAUUACUGCUUGUUUUCUGGUUUUGCCCAGAAUGUGUGAAACCACUAAAGACAUUCAUGAGCGCGCUAGGCUCCUGGUUUGGAAAUGACAAGACCCCGCGCUAUGACGAGGUCAGCCCACGAAGUUAAUGCUUUGGGACGCGACUGCCUUUCAGGUGAACUAGUCAAAACCCGUGAGAAUAAGAAGGGUGUUAGAAGAGGCUUAAGAUCCGGGUUCUGGAGAAGUAGGUGUGUCUUGUCAAGAGAAGCGACUUCCUGAGCUUCGGCUCCAGUGCUAAGUCACACCGUGCAGACCGAAAGACGAAACGCGACAACUGCCGACCUCAGAGGUCCCCUCUGGGCGCCCGGUCUCACCGGCCUCACGCCGCUGACGUUUGGUCCGAGACGCUGCACGUGUGCUCUGGUGGCCGGCUCCCUUCUCGCGGCUUCAGCACCCGUGUGAAUUUCAGUUUUUUAAGUGCCAUAACCAUCUCCUCUGUUCAGAUUUUGACAUUCAGGAAAAUAUCUUUAUUUUUAUGCCAUACCGAAACCUACAAUGUAUAUCUGACAAAGCAGUUAAAUGUGACAAUAAAAACUUAUUUAAUCAUGGUA